This is a messenger RNA of Penicillium argentinense, 1131 nucleotides long. RefSeq names its product OmtB. The coding region runs from base 1 to 1131 and encodes 376 amino acids. The record is from RefSeq and is a predicted model, not a curated record. Gene Ontology annotation, molecular function: O-methyltransferase activity. The transcript has 3 exons. NCBI's taxonomy places the organism in Eukaryota, Fungi, Ascomycota, Eurotiomycetes, Eurotiales, Aspergillaceae.
AUGACUAUCCCCGAUAUCAACGAAGGUCGCUUCCUCUCCAACGAGACGGGUCGUCUCCAGAUGCAGGGCGCCCUACGGUCAGCGGCCGAGGCGACAGAGACCUCACACGAUCUGAUGCUGCGUUUCUUUAACAUGCAACUGGAGCUGACUGUCGUCCGCAUUGGCUGCGACCUCGGUCUAUUCCGCAUUCUGGCAGCCAGCGAUGAGCCUCUCAGUGUCAACGCCCUGGCCGAGCAAACACGAGCAGCUCCAUCGCUGCUGCGCCGUUUGCUUCGCUACCUCGCCUCCACCCGCGAGGUGACGGAAACAAGCAAAGAUCAUUUCAAGGCAAACCCAGCCACCAAAUCUCUGGCCAACCCCGUCAUCCAAGACUGCAUCUACUACAUCUUCAACAUCGGCGGCCCCGUCUACCAAGCCCUCCCCGAAACCCUCAAAGCAAACGGCUACACCGACACCGGCAAGACCCUCGCCUGGAACAACGGCUUCAACACAGAACUCCCCUUCUUCCCCUGGGCCAAGCAACACCCCGACCACCUAAAAUGGUUCCAGUCACUUAUGAGCGUUCCCCGCGAAGGUGACUGGCUUGACGUUUUCUCAAUCCCCUCGCUCGCCUCCAACAUCAGCCCUGACCAAGCCCUCUUCGUCGACGUGGGCGGCAACAUCGGCCACCAAUCCGCCCGUCUGCGCGCGCGCUACCCCGACCUCCCGGGCCGAAUCAUCGUCCAGGAUCUACCCGAGACGAUCGCGGUCGCACCGCCGGUCGGAGGCGUGGAGCUGAUGGCGCACAAUUUCUUUGAGCCGCAGCCCAUUAUUGGCGCCAAGGCGUACUACCUGCGUACCGUGCUGCAUGAUUGGGACGAUGAGAAGUCGCUCGAAAUUCUGGGACAGUUGGUUCCGGCCAUGAAUGCCGAGUCGGUAAUUCUCAUUGAUGAUAUGGCGUUGCCGGAUACUGAGGUACACUGGUGGUCUGCUUGUCUGGAUUUGCAUAUGUUGGCUAUGCUCGGUGCGCAUGAGCGGACGGAGAGUCAGUGGCGGUCGCUGCUUGAUCGUGCUGGGUUGAGUCUUGUGGAGAUCCGGCCGUAUCACCCUAUGAUGCGACACUCCGUUAUUGUGGCCCAGCUGCCGCAAUAG